This is a messenger RNA of Biomphalaria glabrata, 2330 nucleotides long. Its product is annotated as protein mono-ADP-ribosyltransferase TIPARP-like. NCBI's taxonomy places the organism in Eukaryota, Metazoa, Mollusca, Gastropoda, Planorbidae. The record is from RefSeq and is a predicted model, not a curated record. The transcript is spliced from 5 exons. Bases 223 to 1053 code for a protein of 276 amino acids. Gene Ontology annotation, molecular function: NAD+ poly-ADP-ribosyltransferase activity.
GAAAGAAAGUUAAAAAUAAAUUCAGGUCGAUAUAUUAAGGCUGCAAACAGUUAGAGCUGAACGAAAUAAACGGAUUUUACCAAAAAUAUUCAUCAUCUGGGCCUAAGUUUCUGCAGAGUGGUUUUCUAAAUUCAAUGAACAUUUCAGAAGUAGGUAUUCGUCUUGGCCACUAUUAAGAUACAGGCUUAUUAUAUAACUUAAUUAUAAAAUCAAUCCACACAAAUGUACAAAACUAACAAUAAAAAGCCGCCUAGUUGCUUUUUAAGUAUAAGUUGUACUUCUGAGGAAUUACCUUUCUGGCAGUCAAUGGAUCAUUUAGCACCAGUUGUUUUGUAUGAUGUGAAUCCAUUCGCAAAAGAAGGCGUUGAGAUAUCUACUAAGUUUCAUCAAACCUUAUUUUAUCCGGAGUUUAGAAUUCAAAGAGUGUGGCGCAUCCAGAAUCCUAUUCUCUGGUUACAUUACUCUCUUAAGAAAAAACAGUUGUCUCAAGAACUUGGAGGAGCUGGCCGCUAUCCAGAAGAACGGCAAUUAUUUCAUGGAACUUUUAGAGACAGACUAGAGCCAAUCAUUAAACAAGGUUUUGAUUGGAGGAUUGGGAAAACUCACGGGAAAAAGCUUGGCAACGGAAUUUAUUUUGGAAGACACGCAGUUGGUGCCCAUGAAUUUACAGACUGUGGUGGGGAUAACAAAAGCACAAGAUGGAAAACUCAUAUCUUCUACUCUAAACCAUUACAGUUUCAAAGUACUAAUCAUUUGCAAGCAUCUGAAAACGGGACGGCCAUAAGCGACAUAUGGUCACUUUUUAAGUACCAUAGUCAUACUGACAGUCAUUUUAUGCUGGCUGUACGUGUUCUGGUUGGACGCUACACCAUGGGGAAACCAAGUCUACUUCGUCCUCCUCAGUUUGAUGAAAGAGAUCUGAGUGUAAGAUAUGAUUCUUGCGUUGACAACGUCAGCGCACCACAGACAUUUGUUAUUUUCGACCAAUACCAGGCUUAUCCUGAAUAUGUUAUAGAAUAUCAACACUGCAUAAAUAACAGAUUGCGAGUAUAACUAUAUCAAUAAUAUAAUUACUUUAACAUAAUUUAGGUCCAUGAAUUAUAAGUACGCAACGAUGACUUAGAACGGCCCAUUUCAAUCGACCUCCCACACACAAACAGAUACUGGGAAAUAUAUUGUCUCCCUUUUCUCACCCCCCUCCUCCUUCACCACCCCUAAAAAAAUAAUUGUACCUAAAAUCAAUAACUUUUCUUUGGCUUCUUAGUUCAAUAUCAAAUUAUUUCAUAAGCUCCGUGUUGCGGUCAGUGUUGUGGGCAGUCGUUGAGUUGUAGCACCAAACAGCUGAUAGACAACAAAACCGCUGUUGGCGUAUUAUAUCUUAACUUAUAAAACUUGAGAAAAUUCUUUCUGAACAAUGGUAAAUACAACUUUAUUUUUACAAUACAGUCACAUUUUACUUGAGAUAAAAUGAAAUAAAUAUAGUGGACCUAAGUAAUAAUAUAAAAUGGUAUUUUAAACAAAAUUUAACUCACUACAAUACCUAAGACCGCUGACGACAAUGCUAUUUAUCUUGCAUCAUUUACACUACAUAGCUAACCUCUUCCCACCGCCACCGUAGAAACUCACACACUCCGUAACAGUCGCAGUCGGAUUCCUUUUUGUUAUCAGUUGGGCAUCGUAACACACUCUCACCCAAGAAUUCUAUUUUUUUUUUAUAUUUUAUUUUUUCUAACCUCCACACUGAAUACAAAAUAAUAUAGUUAUGCCUACAUUUCAUUUUUUUUUUGUCCCACUUUAGAACAUAUUUUAGACUAACAAAAAAAAUGUUUUUUUUAAUAUACAAAGUCUACAAAAACAAGUUACGCGCCAAGUAGGCAUAGUUUUGUUGAAAUUCAAAAACUGUUUAAAUAGUGCUUAUAAACAGAAGGAAGUAUAAUUUAGUACUUUUUGAUUAGUCGGCUUUCAAAAACGCAUUGAGAUAAAAUUGAGAAUUAAAACAAAAAUCGUUUUGGGGAACAAGACAAGUAGUAGGCUUAACAGGUUAAAUUGCCAUUUUUCCCCGUCAAUUUAGCGUCCUCGACCUUGUUCAGUUUAACAUGAAAAUCUCAUGUCAGCUUAACUAAACUGAGGUCAAAGUUUGUUUUUAAAGUAUUUAUUUUGGAGUGCUCCUAUUGGACAUUCUUCCAUGUUAAGCUCACAAAAUAACAGCAGUAAGCCAUACUCCAUAUCUAUAAAAUCAUUAAAUAUUUUGAUAUUUAUAAUUUUAAAAGUUUUUAAAGUUUUUGUAUCUUGAGGCAAGUAGCUAAUUAAAUUAUUUCAAAAUAUUCUUA